Molecule: messenger RNA, 2648 nt
Organism: Ctenopharyngodon idella (grass carp)
Lineage: Eukaryota; Metazoa; Chordata; Actinopteri; Cypriniformes; Xenocyprididae
Product: E3 ubiquitin-protein ligase TRIM39
Exons: 6
Coding region: 330-1748 (472 amino acids)
Molecular function (GO): protein binding; zinc ion binding
Source: RefSeq, a predicted model, not a curated record
UGCCAGAGAGACCACGUCCACACACACACACACACACACACACACACACACACACACACACACACAUAUUAGUGACUCAGCAGCAGACUCUUGCCCGAUGAUCUGCACUAAGCGAAACUCUCCACACAGACACGAUUGCAUAUAAACAGCCAAGAGAGCAUGCUUCAAAAUAACUCUCUUAUAAAUAGACCACCGACUAUCCAAACGGGGAUUUCCUUUUGAUACGCACAGCAGUGAUUGUGCAACAACCAGAGAGCUGCAGACCAGACAUUUAGAGAAGAAGGACAUUUAGAAGACAACAACGUCCACAAAACUACCAGACCAUCACAAUGUCAGACGAUCAACCCUCUUCACCCUCUAGCAACUCCUUGUGCCCAGGCUGCCAGGGCGAAGGGUCGCUCCUGCUGCCCUGCGGACACAGUCUGUGCCAGGCUUGCCUUGAGUUGUGCCAGCAGGAGCUCGGGCAGGACCAGCCAGGCUGUACGGAGUGCUAUGGCCGUGAGCUAUUGGACAGCGUGCUGAAGGGACUGCUCGACUCGCUGUUUGAAGGGCAGCCGCGCCGGGUGGGAAACGCCAUGGAGGGCACAGAGACGGCAGAGAAUGGAGAUUUGUGCAGACAGCACAGAGAGAGACUGACUCAGUACUGUAUGGAGGACGAGGAACUGAUCUGUGAUCAGUGUCAGGGCGAGGAACACGAAGAUCACGAGUGCAGCUCCAUAGAAGAGGCCACGCAAGAGUGCAAGAGGGAGUUGAGAGCAGCUCUUAGACCUCUGCAGGAGAAACUGGAGACAUUAAACACAGCCAAGCAAACCUGCCAGGAAACUUCAGAACACAUCAGGAGACAGGCACAGAACACAGUGCGUCUGAUAAAGGAGAACUUUGAAAUGCUCCAUCAGUUCCUGCAUGAUGAGGAGAUCUCCAUGCUGAGAGCUCUGAGUGAGGAAGAGGAGCAGAAGAGCCAGAACGUGAAGGAGAAGAUGGACAGACUAACAGAUGAGAUCAUGACAUUAAGAGAAGCCAUUAGUUCAACAGAAGAGGCCAUGAGUGUAGAUGAUAUGGUAUUCUUGAAGAACUACAAGAAGGCAUCAGAACGGAUGAACUGCACUGUGCAGGAUCCAGGAGAUAUCUCAGGAGCUUUGAUUGAUGUGGCCAAACACAUCGGCUCGCUCAAGUUCAGAGUGUGGGAGAAGAUGCAGACCGCUGUCACAUACACUCCCGUGAUCCUUGAUCCCAACACCGCAGACGUCUGCGUCACUCUGUCUGAUGACCUCACCACCAUCCGCUACAGCGAAGAAGACCAACAGGUCCCGGACAACCCCGAGCGCUUCUGCUUCUACGAGUGUGUCCUGGGCUCCGAGGGUUUCAGCUCUGGUCGCCACAGCUGGGACGUGGAGGUGGGAGACUGCAGCGAAUGGGCACUGGGAGUGGUUAAAGAAAGCGUCCAGCGGAAAGAGUGGUUUCCCCCGAGCCCCGACCGUGGCAUGUGGAUCAUCUGCCUGUACGGAGGAGAGUAUCGCGUGCGGACGGCCACCAACGCUCCUCUGACACUGAAGAAGAAACCUCAGAAGAUACGAGUUCAGCUCGACUGGGAGGGCGGCAGAGUGAUGUUCUCGGAUGCCAGUGACAACUCGCUGCUAUACAAGUUUAAGCACAAGUUUACGGAAAAGAUGUUUCCGUAUUUCUCCAACACAUGUAAAAGACAACCACUGCAUAUUUUAGCAGAGAAGGUGUCUGUGUAUACGGAGUAACUCAAGACACUCAGCAUCAGCAUUAGAUCAAAGGACUGAACUUACACAAGAAUGACUUAGUUUUUUUUUUUUUUUAAUGGUAGUGCGUGUGUGUGUAUAUAUAGGGUCAACCUUUUUUUGUUGAUACUAUCAUUUAGCAAGGAUGCAUUAAAUUGAUUAAUAGUGACAGUACAGUUACAACAUUUUUUUUUUUUUUAUCAAAUUAUUAAAUAAUGUUAUUUAAAUUGUGAUUUUUUUUUUUUUUUUUGUUUGUUUUUUCAUUAUAAGAAAGUCACUUUGGCUUGAAGUACAUUCCUUUUCAAAAGUUUGGCGGCGGUAAGAUUUUUAAAAUGUUUUAAAAGAAGAAUCUCAUGCUCAGUCUGAUCAAAAAUACAUUAAUAUUGAAACAUUACUACAAUUUAAAAUAAUUUUCUAUUUCAAUAUGCUUUCAAUUUUGCUUUAUUCCUGGGAUAUUAAAAACUGUAUUUUCAGCAUCAUUACUCCAUUCUUCAGUGUCACAUGAUCCUUCAGAAAUCAUUCUAAUAUGCUGAUUUGCUGCUCAAGAAACAUUUCUUAUUAUUAUCAAUGUUGAAAACAGUUGUGCUUGAUUAAUUUUUUUGUGGACUCCAUGGCACAGGUUUUUUUUUUGUUGUUGUUUUUGUUUGUUUGUUUGUUUUUGUAAUGUAAAAGACUGUCAAUUUUGAUCACUUUAAUGCAUCCUUGCUAAAUAAAAGUAUUAAUUUCUUAAAAAAUAAUUUGUACUGACCCCAACCUUUUGAAUGGUAGUGUAUCUUCUGUAUAAUCUACUAAUUAGUAUAAGGUUUAAGAAAAUUCAAAACUGGUGGAGUUUGAGCCUCAAAUGCUUGUUCAUGUGGUCUUUGUGCUAACAGCGCUCUCAAUAAAGCUCUGAUGACAUCUCCA